Melospiza melodia melodia is the source of this 2818-nucleotide messenger RNA. RefSeq names its product apolipoprotein O (gene APOO). The record is from RefSeq and is a predicted model, not a curated record. Gene Ontology annotation, cellular component: MICOS complex. Gene Ontology annotation, biological process: cristae formation. The transcript is spliced from 9 exons. NCBI's taxonomy places the organism in Eukaryota, Metazoa, Chordata, Aves, Passeriformes, Passerellidae. Bases 50 to 706 code for a protein of 218 amino acids.
UCACGCCGCGGUGACGCCAUCGCCCCGUCGCCGCGCGCCCGGCGCCGCCAUGUUCAAGGUAAUCCGGCUGGGGGCCACCCCUGUCAGCCUGGGCUUGCUCUCUGUCCAGGUUUAUGCUGCUUCCUCAGAGAAGGCUUCCAAGAAGGAGUUGCUGAAAAUUGAGGAGCUGUCACUGUACUCCUCCCCAGCUCGUGAGACGAAAUAUGUGGAGAAUCCCAAAACAGAAUUGGAGGAGGGGGUUUCCCGUUUGCGACAGGUUUUGGAGCCAUACACAGCCUGGUGUCAGGAUCUUUAUGCCAAAGCUGUGCCCAAGUUAGAAAAAGCUGUUGAGCAUGGUAGAGAGGGCUAUGAAUUUCUCCAGAAGCCUCCUGCUGGAUUUUAUCCAAGGCUUGGUGUGAUAAGUUUUGCUGGAAUUAUUGGAUUGUUUCUUGCUAGAGGCUCAAAAAUAAAGAAGUUGGUGUAUCCUGCAGCUCUCAUGGGUAUGGGUACCUCCAUGUAUUACCCUCAGGAAGCAGUUGCUAUUGCAAAGGUUGCUGGCACACAGCUGUAUGACUGGAGUCUUCAAGGAUAUAUUGCUGUAGAAGCUCUUUGGAAGGAUACUCCUAAGAAGAAGAAAUCAGGGGAAAAAGGUGAUAAGGGUGAUGCAGUGGGUGACAAGCCCCUGGAAGUCCAUGCUGCUUCAAAUAAAGAGCAGACCCAGAAGUAGAAUGCUACAUCACCUGGCAUCAGACAGGAGUACCUGCUGCUUUGUAACUUCAAGGAAAGGACCAUCACUGCUUGGAUCCAAAGACUCAACAGUUUCCUUAAGAACAAACAGGAGAUAAUGUCACAUCCUCCUCUACACCUCUGCUUGCUUUUAGACCUGUGUGAAAGGACCUUUCAACUUUGCAGUCCUGUGCUUAUUGCAGAAAAUACCCCAGCUGAGAAGCCAGAUGGAAGCCUGUGUAAGGGGAGCCCCAGCUGCCCAAACUGCUGGAGAGGCACAUGGCUCUGGGUGCCUAGAAGCAAACCUGGCCCUGCCUGGGAGUGAAGCAGGGAUGUCUGAGUAUGUUGAGCUGUGGGGGUGAAAAGUAAUUUGGCUUUUAACAGCAAAAAAUAGUUUGUUGACACCAAGCCCAAAUGGCAAGUAAAGGAGCUCUGGAGUUCUGAGUCCCUGCAGGACUCCUGUAAUCAAAUUUCAAAUUGUGAUGAUGGCAAACCCAGCAUGCAAAUAGAGAAUAAUUUUAUUACUUUGUGCUGAGAAGGUCAUCAACUCAUGCCUAUAAAUCCUGAGUAUUUGCUUACGUAAUUUAUUUUUGUUUUCCUUUGGGAUUCUUUAGCCUUGUCCUGACUUCACUGUCAUUUGGACCAGCUGUACUUUGUAAAGCAGUGGACUUUGGUUUAUCACCCUGUUUUACAGUCUGGCAGCUUUACAGCUUUCAGAGAAAUGUAGUUACAUAAAAUGGGUGUGCUUUCUUGCCUAGCUAAAGCAUAGCCACCAUUCCUCAAAAUUUCAGCUAGUUUUGGUUUUGUUUAAAAGUGGAUCAAUAAGGUGUUAUUUCUUUGCUCCUAGCCCUUGUUGCUGCCUCCAUCUGCCAGUUCUGCCUGUUGCUCUUCACCAAUAAAUAAUUCCUGCUUCUACACCACCAAAUCCAAAAUUAGUACUUGCUAAUCCAUUAAGUUAUGCCUAAUAGCAUCGAUGGGAGGUAAAAGUAAUCCAAAAAUUAUUAAUGUAUGCCAAGAAUAUGCCUCUCAGGCUUCUGAUUUUCUGAAAUAAGUCUUACAGUUUGUUCUGAUUACAUUAUCUGGAAAGAAAAAAGCCUAAACUGUCUCCCUUGAUGCUGCUUCCUCUGCUGGGUGUGUGACUUCCUGUGGCAGGCUGUGGUCAGCCCCCGCACCUGGCCUCCUUCAAUGUUGCAGGUCUCUUCUCCUGCCUCCUUUUUAAUUUACAUUUUCUGCCCCAGUGGCAAAGCUACACCUCUGUAUGGAGGUUAUGACCUCUAAGAGUGCUGAGGGCAGAGUUUGACCCAUCUCUCUGUGUUAAAUCUGAAAAAGGCCCGUGUACCUACAACUGUAGCUGAACACACUGAGGCAGGGGUUGGAAAUGUUCUGGUACAUUGUGCUAGGCCGUGGCAGGAAGCUGGCUGGGGGAGAAACCCAAAUGCUGUCAUGUGAACUGAUUGCAAAAGGCACGAGACUACAGACCAAAACUACGAGUCUUGUUUCCUCCUGCUCAAGGUGUGUGGUGCUGUUUGUGCGCCGGUGACUCAAGUGGGCCAAAUCUGGAAGUUCAGCGAGAUCACAGAGAGCCCAGACUGGAGUUUGCUCAUCAUGAGAGCAAUAAAGAAACUCUACUCAAAGGUACCUCCACAGUGGUAUCUGGGUGUCCAGUUAUAGUAACCAGCUUUCCAAAGUCUCACUCUGAAGUUUUAUCAGUGUGUUUAGAAAAUAACACUGCAAUAUCCAGUUACUUGGAAAUACUGAGCAACUGGAUAAAGGUACCGUGUCUCUCACGUUUUUUUCUGUGUGGAAGAAAGUUUCUAGUAUGAAUUCCAGGGAUUCAUGUCUCAUCCCUGCACAGUGGGUUCCUGGGAGGUGAUUGUGAAGAUGUAAACCCACCUCAUCAUACUGUACAGCAAAAUUUCAGGAGAGGAUGGGUGCCUGGUUUUGUCUUACCAAAGCAUGUUAUCUUUAGUCUGUUUUAGUGGCAAAGGGAAAUAGUUCAAGAAAACGGAGGUUCCCUUUUCCUUUGAGUAGAUGUGACCAUCUGACACCUGCUAUAUCAACAAUCGAAAUAUGCAAAGUUUGGAACAAAAUAAACAGAACUGUUUACAUGAGA